Molecule: messenger RNA, 2581 nt
Organism: Daucus carota subsp. sativus
Lineage: Eukaryota; Viridiplantae; Streptophyta; Magnoliopsida; Apiales; Apiaceae
Exons: 11
Coding region: 257-2581 (774 amino acids)
Source: RefSeq, a predicted model, not a curated record
AUUUCGAGAGACAAAAACAAACAAAACAAUUAAUCGGGGCUUUCAAACACAAUACACACUCACUCCGCUCACACAAACAAAACUCACUCACCUCCGCUCAAACUCACCCCUCUCCGCUGCUCAAAUCCACCUCUCCGCUCAGAUACACCGUCUCCGCCGCUCACACUCACCUGUAAUUAGGGCUUCGAUUAAAUUGGGGUUUUACUGGAACUAGGGCUAGCUUCGAUUUGCAGCUUCGAUUUGCUUGGAUUUAAGGAUGGAAGAAUACGUAAACCUCAGAUUCCAUCACCAGGGAGAGUUUUUGAGUACAGCAUAUGCUGGUGGGGAAGAAACCGUCAUAGGGGAUGUCGAGUGUGAUAGGUUUUCGUAUACUGUGUUGAUGGAGUAUAUCAAGGACGACCUGAAAUAUUCAGAGAUUGGAGGUGUCUACGUUUACGAGGGCAAGCCAUGGGGUUGGAAGUUGUUGUCAAAUGAUGCUGACCUCUCUGCAGUGGGUCAAGGGCUCAAUAAUUUUAUUGACUUUUACAUUGACAACGUUGUUGAUCCUACUAUUGAGCCUAUCAAGCAAAUGCAGCCGCACGUAAUUAUAAGGCCAAGACAGGGAGUAUUUGCAGAUAAAAAACAAAACAGACGUGUGUUUGUUACCACUUAUCAGUUGCAACAGCAGCAAAAGAAGAAGGCAAUUCAGACUAGGAGUUCAUUGCAAGCUGUCACUCGGAAGUCUCCGCGGCUGAAUAAGGUGCAAGCAACCCCAGAUAGACUUGAAAGUGAAAAGGCUGUUGCUGCUAAGCGGAAACUGGACUUACCGGAUCAUUCUCGUGAAGAAGAAAAAAUGGGAGAAAAUAAACUGAAGGAUUGCGAUCUUCCCCCUCCACCGCCUUUAACAGAGUAUGAAAUGCAAAAGGCUGUGAGAGUGAAGAGGAAUAAUGAAAUAUUUUUCGCUCUCAAUUUACCUACACUCUCAGUUGAAGUUAGAAAUUCUAUGGAAAAAGUAAAAGGAAAAGGAAAAGGAAAGGAAAAGGAACAAGCUGGCAGUGAUGAUGAAUAUGAUCCGGGUGAAGAUAACACAGCUAUAAGUGAAGAAGAUGUUGGAUCGGCCACUAAAGCGAAGAAACCAAAAGCAGAGAAGAGCAAGGUGCUUAUUGGACGUGGACCUACAACUCGUUCGCGAGCUAAUGUCGCAUCCAAGAAGCUUCAACAUGUUGAACCUGUAACGGAACAUAUGCCAGACCCUGUAAUCGAACAUGUUGAACCUUCUCUACUUGAGAUUGUGCCAGACCCUAGUGAAGCACGAGGUUCAAUGGAAGCAUUUUGGGCUAUGCGAAAGCGGCAAAAGGAAGAAGAAGCUGCUGCAAAGGCUUCUGAAGCUGCUGCAAAGACUUCCGAAGCUGCUAAAAAGGCUUCUGCAGCUGCAAAGACUUCUUCGGCCCCAAAGGAUUCAACAACUGCAAAUGCUUCAGGAGCUGGUUCUGUAAAUGCAGAGGAAAAUAUAAGCCCUGAAAUCGAACAAGACGAGGAAGACGAGGAAGCAGUUGAAGUUCCGAAAAGGCCAAGAGGAAAGACUAGGAUGGACAAAGUUCACGCCAGAACCUCUGAUAAAAGAGUUGUUCUUCAAAUGAACGAACGCUUCCAAGCUGUGUCGGACGACAGCAAAAUCAGUGCUGAACUAAGCAACUUCUUGGGGACACUUGCGAAGAGAUGUGUGUCCUUCACUUAUGUCAGUUGGCGUGAUGUUCCAAAGAGUUUAAAGAACACAAUGUGGAAUUAUGUUAAGCAAAGGUAUAUUAUACCUGAUGAAUGUGAAACUUGGGUACUGGAUACCAUUCAUGCAUCUUGGAGAUGCCGAAAAAGUAGAAUUAAGGAGGCACAUUACAAAGCAUAUCCAACUGAUGAAGAAAGGCUUGAACAUAGGCCCGAUGAUAUUCCACUGGAGAGUUUCAAAAUGCUCCUCGCAUAUUGGAAUGACGAGAGUAUUCAGUAUAAAGCAAGAAAAAAUGCAAGAAGUCGUAGCAAAUAUGCGGAGACGCACACUGCAGGUCCAAGGAGUUUCGCACAAAUUCGAAAUGAAAUGACGAAGGAGGCUGAUGGUACUGCACCAUCGGAUGCAGAAGUUUUUGUCAAAACUCGUAAGCGAAAUCCUGGCCGCAAGUACAAGACUGAUACCAAAAAAAUCACAGAGAAAGUUGACGAUAUCGAAAAACAAAUCAAAAUAUCAGGAGAUGGCACUGAUGAGCUACUACUUUCUGGUGGCAAGAAGCAUGGGAAGACUUGGCUUUACGGGAGGUGUCCAAAUGCAGCCAAAGUCCCUCGCAGUACAAGUUCAGGGAAUAGUUACGUGGAAGACCUGGCAUGUAAGAUCAAGGAAAGUCUGGCCGAAGAUGUCAAGGAAUCAGUGAGCAAGCAAGUCCAAGAAGAAGUGGAUGCUCAAGUAAACAAGAAGGUCCAACAAAACUUGACCUUGGCGCUUAAAAAAAUUGCGGAGGCAAACCCAGGCAUCAAAAUUAAUAUGGAGGAUUUUUGUCCAACAGCUUCGAGUGAUGAUGAAAAUGGUACGCCUAUAACUGGCGGUGCUAGCUGCUAG